Molecule: messenger RNA, 1239 nt
Organism: Agelaius phoeniceus (red-winged blackbird)
Lineage: Eukaryota; Metazoa; Chordata; Aves; Passeriformes; Icteridae
Gene: PPP1R8
Product: protein phosphatase 1 regulatory subunit 8
Molecular function (GO): protein binding
Source: RefSeq, a predicted model, not a curated record
GCCAAGAUGGCGGCGAGCGCGGCCCCGGCGGGCGGCGGGUCCCUGUUCGAGUGCCCGAGCUGGGCAGGGAAACCACCACCUGGCUUACAUCUGGAUGUAGUCAAAGGAGACAAACUCAUUGAGAAACUCAUCAUUGAUGAGAAGAAAUACUAUCUCUUUGGGAGAAAUCCUGAUCUGUGUGAUUUUACCAUUGACCACCAGUCUUGCUCUCGGGUCCAUGCUGCCUUGGUCUAUCACAAACAUCUCAAGAGGGUUUUCCUCAUAGAUCUGAACAGCACACAUGGCACAUUCUUGGGCCACAUCCGUUUGGAAGCUCACAAGCCCCAGCAGAUCCCCAUCGACUCCACGGUUUCCUUCGGCGCCUCCACGCGCGCCUACACCCUGCGGGAGAAGCCCCAGACGCUGCCCUCGGCAGUGAAGGGGGAUGAGAAGAUGGGUGGUGAGGAUGAGGAGCUCAAGGGUCUGCUGGGGCUGCCCGAGGAGGAGACAGAGCUGGAUAAUCUGACAGAAUUUAAUACAGCCCACAACAAAAGGAUCUCCACACUGACCAUUGAGGAGGGGAACUUGGACAUCCAGAGGCCAAAGCGAAAGCGGAAGAACUCCAGAGUGACGUUCAGUGAUGAUGAUGAGAUCAUCAAUCCAGAGGACGUGGACCCAUCUGUGGGGAGGUUCAGGAACAUGGUACAGACAGCAGUGGUCCCUGUUAAGAAGAAGCGCCUGGAGAACGCGGCCGCGCUGCCCACGGACGAGUCGGCGUCGCGGCGCAUGCAGAGCUUCCCCUACAGCGGGGGCCUCUAUGGGGGGCUGCCCCCCACCCACAGCGAGGCCGGCUCGCAGCCCCACAGCGUCCACGGCACCGCGCUCAUCGGGGGGCUGCCCAUGCCCUACCCCAACCUCGCCCCCGAUGUGGACUUGACUCCAGUCGUGCCCUCCACAGUGAACAUGAACCCAGCUCCAAACCCCGCUGUCUUCAACCCCGAAGCUGUGAAUGAACCCAAGAAGAAGAAAUACGCCAAGGAGGCCUGGCCGGGCAAGAAGCCGACCCCGUCCCUGCUGAUCUGAGCUGGGCUGAGGGAGGGUAGGAGUCACAACUCCAGAAACUUUUCAUGUCUGGUAUCGUCUUUUUAAAAUUUCAGUGUCCUAACACAUGUAAUACCAAGAUUGGAGGAGUGAAAUAUCCUUUAAAGAUCUGUCUUCAAAUGUUUUUAUAUGUCUGUUAUAAAAAAAAAAGAAAAUACA